AUGGCGACAUUCGAUUAUUGCACCGAGCUUCCCGACGCGCAGAUAAGUGCCAACCCAAGCUACGAUGGCUACCAAAUCUACUCCAUUACGCCAUCUUCUGCCGAAGAAGCUCAUGAUAUCAACAAGCGCUUCUCCAACUACCACACUCACCCGAUUCGCAACACCCUGUCAGUUGCUAUUCCACCCGAGGAGAUUGACUCUUUUCGUGCACUGGGUUUGAACGCUCGCCUGGUGAACUCGGAUCUGGGCAAGUACAUUCGCUCUACCGACAAGGAAGCCGUAUACAAGCGUGACUUGCAUGCAACGGGUCAGCUCCCGGACCUGUCGUGGUUCGACACUUACCAUGCUUAUUCCGACCACCUUCAGUACUGGGACGACCUUGUUGCGGCGUUCCCUGGUAACUCUGAGAAGUUUUCGAUUGGCCAGAGUUAUGAGAACCGGACAAUUUGGGCGUUCCAUUUGUUUGGUGACAAGAGCACUGAAGCUGCAACGCAAGAAAAGCCCAUUAUUCUUUGGCAUGCCACAGUUCACGCAAGAGAAUGGAUCUCCACUAUGGUCAUCGAGUACCUAGCCUACCAGCUUAUUGACGGGUACCAAAAAGGCGAUGCAAAUGUGACUAGUUUUCUGGACCACUACGACUUCUACCUCGUCCCCUUCCACAACCCAGACGGCUUCUCGUACACACAAACCAACGACCGACUAUGGCGCAAGAACCGGCAGCCGCGCCCCCAACUAAACACGGCCUGUGUCGGCACCGACGGCAACCGCAACUGGAAGUUUGAAUGGGACGCCACGCCUCCAGACGGUGGUUCAACGCCCAAUCCGUGCGGAGAGACGUACCGUGGCGAAGCCGCCGGCGACACACCCGAGAAUCAAGCCAUGGACGGACUCUCUGCUAAGCUUUCCAGCACGGGCGCUGGCAUCCGGUCCUUCAUCGACUUCCACUCGUACAGCCAGCUUAUCCUCACUCCCUGGGGUUUCUCGUGCGACCCGCUCCCCGAAACGCUUCCCCGUAUGCUCGAGGUAGCAGGCGGCACUGCCAGAGCUAUCCAGGCGGGCAGCGCGCGAAACGUCACGUACGAGUUUGGGCCUGGCUGUCAGAUUCUGUACUUCUCCACGGGCAACUCGAGAGACCACCACCAUGCUGUGCAUGGCGCGGCGCACUCGUGGACUAUGGAGCUGAGCCCCCAGGACGCGGCAGGAGGCGGGUUUGUUCUGCCGCCUGAACUCAUUUGGCCGACGGUCAAGGAGCAGUGGGCGGGCCAGUUGUGGUUGUUGAAUGAUGUUUGGGAUAACUGA
Messenger RNA from Bipolaris maydis ATCC 48331, 1299 nucleotides. RefSeq lists its product as uncharacterized. Gene Ontology annotation, biological process: proteolysis. Lineage: Eukaryota; Fungi; Ascomycota; Dothideomycetes; Pleosporales; Pleosporaceae. Gene Ontology annotation, molecular function: metallocarboxypeptidase activity; zinc ion binding. The record is from RefSeq and is a predicted model, not a curated record.